Molecule: messenger RNA, 2724 nt
Organism: Porites lobata
Lineage: Eukaryota; Metazoa; Cnidaria; Anthozoa; Scleractinia; Poritidae
Source: the annotation of a GenBank genome assembly
AUGCGCUCAGCCAAAAAAGGGGUAUCAGUAUUCAAUGGUAGGAGCUAUUUCCCAUAUAUUUGGCUUGUAUUUUAUGGGGUCUCCACUGGUCUGGUAAAAGAAUCCGCAUGUGGUGUGACAACAAGUCUGGUUGCCAUCAUAAACUCUAAACACUCCAAGUCCCCCCAGGUAAUUGACCUCGUUCGAGCAAUCACACGUCAAACGCUCAAAUACAACUUUGCAUUCACGGCUGCUGACAUCCCGGGCUGAGACAAUUCUAUUGCUGACUCCCUUUCCCGUUUUCAGACGGACUGCUUCCGUACCCUGGCUCACUGCGCGUUUCCCACAGCCUCCACAACCCCUCCAUCAACGAUGAGCAUCUGAGAAUCGUCGAAGGUUCAGCGGUCAGGAGCCAAGAUGGACGCAAAAUUUUGAGCUCCCACUUCUUACCUUAAUGAGUCGUUUUUCUACUGUCCUUUUAUUGGUAGUUUUCACUGAAUUAUGCCAAAAGAGACAGUUUCUUCACUAAACCAACAAAUUCAAGAUUUAAAGGAUAAGGUCUUAAAAAGACUCAUGAUUGCUAAAUGUUAAGACAACAUGGCGAGCGGAGGUGGAGUUGCGAGCUCUGAUGAAACGUGGUCAAACUCCAUCUCAUUUGAUGAAAACAACCAUCAAUGAAAAUUAAAUGGUUCGCCAGCUGGUCCAAGAGAUUUUGUACAAUCCCAACUCAACUUACAAGGGUCGUGGGAUGAGAGGAACAAUGGAAAUCAACUUGUCUUCAAAUGCCGUGACAGAUCAGCCACAAUUAACUGGUACAAUAAAACAUCGACAUUACAGGUCCAGGGUCCAAACAAAGAUCAAGUGACAAGAGAUAUUGCACAUUGGGCGAAGAAGAGUUCAACUAAAUCGCCUCCAUCCUUAAUUGAUAUCAUUUACCAUCCAUUUCAUCGACUGUGGGCAGGGAAACGUUAGAAGCAACUAACGAGGCUGAAUUAUCAUCUACUCUUUAUUAAAACGGAGAUACAUCUUGUAAAGGCUCUAUCUGCCUGAUAGAAGCCAUUAAGAACAGUUGUCAAGAAGAUGAAACACAAACUGUCAAAUUUUCAAAAACGUUUGGAUAAACUCAACUCAAAAUUUUCAUCGAACUUAAAUGUAAAAUUUAUCAGACUGUUUUUCAUUUUUUAUUUUUUGCUCUUUUUUGUAACUUUAUUUGAUUUACCACAAAAUACAUUGGGCUCCCUCAGAGUAAAAAUAAAAUAAACAGUAACAGUAAGGCCAGGAUCGAAAGCAAAAUACAGUGAAGGUAAGUAUAAAUUAACUCAUUACAUAGCCUGAGUUGGCAAAAUAUAAAGUAUGGUACAUGUAACAAUGUUUUUUUAUUUUUAUUUUUUUAUAUUUAUAGUUUUUAAUACUUUUUAUUGUAGUUUUUAAUAGUUUCUCAUGCUUUAGUCACCUUUAACAUAAAUUUAAUAUAACAAUAUUGUAAAGCGCAACCGAAUAUAUUCAUAUAGAGUUUUGCGCUACAUAAAUGUAAAUUAUUAUUAUUAUUAUUAUGAAAAUAAUAUCAGAAAUGUGAAGAAAGAUAACUAUUUACUACAAGAUUUAUAACUAAUAAUUCAUAUAUAAUUUUUUUUCAAUUUCGUUUUGAAUAAGUGGAGAGAAUUAGAUUAUUUAAUAUCAUUUUCUAUAGAGUUAUAAUAAGUAGGUCCUUGGAAACUGACAGAAAAUUUACGAAGGUUUGUUCUACAAAAAGGAAGGUGAAAAUCGUUCGCGUAUAGCUAUGGACUUGUUUGUUUAAAGAAAAAUAAUUGUUGAAGUUUGAAGGCGAAAGAGAAUGGUUAAGAGAACACAUAAGUUUACCCAAUUCUAGUUGUCUAAUAUCGGAAAGUUUUAGUAGCUCUAAUUCUUUGAAAAUAGGGUCUGAAUGAGAGUCGAAAGUUGAUUUAGAAAUAAUUCUUAUAACUCGCUUUUGCAAAGAGACAAGACGGCGAAGAUUGGUUUUGUACGUAGAUCCCCAGCCAAUAAUACAAUAAUGAAGAUAAGGAUAAACUAAACAAUAAUAAAGAGUUUUUAUACAGUGUUUAGGCAGAAAAAAUCUUGCUCUAUUAAUGACUCCUAUCGAUUUCGAGCAUUGACCGUUAAAUUAAACGAAUUGCAACCUGUUGGAGAGGUAGCUUCUAACCCAGUCCAGAGCCACACCACGUAUACCAUAGUGUUCGAGUUUUUUAAGCAGAAUAUUAUGAUCGACGGUAUCAAAGGCCUUAGAAAGAUCAAGAAAAACGCCAACGGCGCCAACUGUUAAUGGCACUCAUGAAGCCAGCGUUGAAAGUCUCGAGGGAGAAUGGAGUGAAGUGAGGAACCCAUCAAAGCCGAUUCAAGAAAUUGACUGUAGAAGUCAGGACCCGUGAAAACGCCAAGAAUGCAAUCAGCAGUGAACAGGUUAUUAUCCAAGAAAUUAGGAAAUCCAAGGCAAGAAUAGUACAGAGUCUUCCCAACCUUGAAUGUCGGCCUAGUGAAACUGUUCAAGAAGUUUUAAAUCCAUCUGUACAUGAAGACGCCCAUCAAGUAGAAAACCAAGAUGUUGAAAUCUACGAAUCCACAACUGUUAAUGGCACUCAUGAAGCCAGCGUUGAAAGUCUCGAGGGAGAAUGGAAUGAAGUGAGGAACCCAUCAAAGCCGAUUCAAGAAAUUGACACACUCAUUGUGGGCGACUCCGCACCAUCAAAGAUAUCAAAUCCAACCUAG